AGAUGUUCCCGCCCAGGGUGGCCGUGUGGCUGGCUCUUUGGGGGGCCAGCAGCUGCCUCCUUGCAGUCUGGGCUUCCAGUCAGGACGAAGCGGCAUCGCAGGGGCUCUUGCAGAGGCCGGGGCCUCCUGGGGACUCGCUGUGUUCUGGCAUCGAACCAGCAGACCCGAGUUGCCCCCGUAGGAAAAAAGCCGCCACGCUGCUGCCCUCCUUUACCAAGACCACGACACCGUCCACCACCCGCCAUCCGAAGACCACGCACCAUCCCACGACACAUGCCGCUAAUCACACCACGCUGCCAGCCAAUCACACCACGCACCACCCCACCAAUCGUACCACCCCCUUUCACACCACAAGCCGUCCGGCCAAUCACACCACGCACCACCCCACCAAUCGUACCACCCCCUUUCACACCACAAGCCGUCCGGCCAAUCACACCACGCACCACCCCACCAAUCGUACCACCCCCUUUCACACCACAAGCCGUCCGGCCAAUCACACCACGCACCACCCCACCAAUCAUACCACCUCCGUUCUCACGACAAGGCCAGUCAACCACACCACGCCCCAUCCCCCCACCCCCCACCCCAGCAUCGUCACUACAGCCCCGUGGCCCACAGACUCACCCCUUGUGGCCGUGGGCGAUUACGUGGUCCGGAACGGGUCCGCCGCCUGCAUGCGGCUGGUAGCAGGCCUCCAGCUCCAAGUCCAGUACACCAGCAAGGCUAAGCAAUUGCUCUGGGGAAUGUUUGCGGUGCAGCCCAACCAUACCAACACCUCGGGGGGCUGCUCCAGCCAGGAGGCCACGCUCCGGCUGCGCUUUCCGGAGGGCUCCCUUGUCUUCGUCUUCAAAAAGAAUGAAACCAGAGGGACGUCUUACCUGAGCAGAGUCCAGGCCAACCUGACCUACCAGUUCAUGCAGGCAACAGAGAUGUCCUUUGGAGCAGACGCUUCCUCUCUCCAAGAGUUUGAGGCCUCCCUCGGGCACAGCUACCAGUGCCGAAACCGCACUUUGACCCUCGCUGGAGACUUUCGCCUUCAUGUCCUGAAUGAGCAAGUCCAGGCCUUUGAGCUGCAAGGUGGAAAAUUUGGGGAAGCGGAGGUCUGUAAGGAGCAGCGGCGUUCACUCCUCGUGCCCAUCGUCGUCAUCGUGAUCAUUGUCCUUCUCAUCGUCAUCGUCCUGGUGGCCUACGCGGUGGGACGGAGGCGGAGCCACGUGGGGUACGAAACCCUCUAAGGAGCCUCGGCCAGCGGGCACCAACCCGCGGAGCUUCCCCUGGGCCGAGGGGACAGCAAAGAACCGGAACUGUGCCCCUCUCUGGAUAACAUCAGGGAAUACCAGAACAAAGCUGGAGCCAACGGGCAGCUUGAACACCAACAAACGUUUUCCUGCAGGCGUAAGCUGCUUUGUGCACGCACCCUGCUACAGACUAAAUGAAAUGAAAAUCACCUUCCUUGUGGAACGCUGAAAGUCAUUAACUGAGCCCCUGCUCUCAGCAUUCCACAAUUAAGGCUAUAGCUGCCCAUCACUCUCCAAUUUUGACAUCUUUAUCUCCUGCGCUAGGCUUCCCCCCCCCCCACCCAAAUUAUACCCCAACAAAUGGUAACCACGUAAACUAAGAGAGCCAUUGAGAUGAGUUUGAAGAUUACUGGGUGGCUUUGGCAGAACUGAGUAACUUCGUAAACUAAGAGAGCCAGUUUGGUGUAGUGGUGAAGUGUGCGGACUCUUAUCUGGCAGAACUGGGUUUGAUCCCCCACUCCUCCACUUGCAGCUGCUGGAAUGGCCUUGGGUCAGCCGUAGCUCUGGCAGAGGUUGUCCUUGAAAGGGCAGCUGCUGUGAGAGCCCUCUCAGCCUCACCCACCUCACAGGGUGUCUGUUGUGGGGGAGGAAGGGAAAGAAGAUUGUAGACUGCUCUGAGACUCUGUCCUUGAAACGGCAGCUGCUGGGAGAGCCCUCUCCAGCCCCACCCACCUCACAGGGUGUCUGUUGUGGGGGAGGAAGGGAAAGGAGAUUGUGAGCAGCUCUGAGACUCUUUGGAGUGGAGGGCGGGAUAUAAAUCCAAUAACAUCAUCUUCUUGUUAUUCCUGUUAUGUCACUGAAUCUAUUAAACAUCUUCAUCAUACUGUA
This is a messenger RNA of Heteronotia binoei (common prickly gecko), 2126 nucleotides long. It is a transcript of the gene CD68, whose product is annotated as CD68 molecule. The coding region runs from base 3 to 1235 and encodes 410 amino acids. The record is from RefSeq and is a predicted model, not a curated record. Gene Ontology annotation, cellular component: membrane. The transcript is spliced from 6 exons. NCBI's taxonomy places the organism in Eukaryota, Metazoa, Chordata, Lepidosauria, Squamata, Gekkonidae.